CGUGCCAUGAGGACCCUGUGGAUGGCGCUGUGCGCGCUGGCGCGGCUGUGGCCCGGGGCCCUGGCCGGUUGCGCAGACGCGGGGCGCUGCUGCCCCGGCCGGGACCCCGCCUGCUUCGCGCACGGCUGGAGGCAGGACAGGGUCUACGGGACGUGCUUCUGCGACCAAGCCUGCCGCCUCACCGGGGACUGCUGCUUCGACUACUCCAGGGCGUGCCCAGCUCGCCCGUGCAUCGUGGGGGAGUGGAGCCCCUGGAGCGGUUGUGCGGACCAGUGCAGACCCACGGCCCGCGUGCGGAGGCGCGCGGUGCGGCAGGAGCCCCGGAACGGCGGCGAGCCCUGCCCGGCCCUGGAGGAGAGAGCCGGCUGCCUGGAGUACGCGACGCACCAGGGCCAGGACUGCGGGCACGCCUUCGUCCCUGCCUUUAUAACUACCUCUGCGUUCAACAAGGAGCGAACAAGACAAGCGGCCUCCCCGCAGUGGUCCACAGACACAGAGGAUGCUGGAUACUGUAUGGAGUUCAAGACAGAGUCAUUGACUCCCCACUGCGCCACGGAAAACCGGCCCCUGACCCGAUGGAUGCAGUAUCUCCGAGAGGGCUACACGGUGUGUGUGGAUUGUCAGCCUCCAGCUAUGAACUCUGCGAGCCUUCGAUGUUCUGGAGACGGCCUGGACUCUGACGGAAAUCAGACCCUCCACUGGCAAGCAAUUGGCAAUCCUCGAUGUCAAGGAACUUGGAAAAAAGUUCGGCGAGUAGAACAAUGUUCCUGCCCAGCUGUUCACAGUUUUAUUUUUAUAUAGAUCGUGAUAUAAGUAUUUCAAAGUGUGUUUGUAAACAUGCUAAAUACUAGCAAGUCAUGCUCAACGCUUCAUAAUUCUUUAAAAACUCUUUGGCCAAAGUUCCUGAAUAUAUGUCAUUGCCACACUCUGAAGUAGAGAAAGGAAAUUUGGGGGCCAGUUCUCAAGAAACACAGUGCCUUUAUUUUCAUUUUUACUAAGUUGAGGACCCACCCUAAAGUCUCCUGUGGUUUUCUGUCCUCAAUCUGUCACCUGGAGUCU
Messenger RNA from Balaenoptera acutorostrata (minke whale), 1059 nucleotides. RefSeq names its product somatomedin B and thrombospondin type 1 domain containing (gene SBSPON). Lineage: Eukaryota; Metazoa; Chordata; Mammalia; Artiodactyla; Balaenopteridae. The transcript has 5 exons. The record is from RefSeq and is a predicted model, not a curated record. Bases 7 to 801 code for a protein of 264 amino acids.